AUGUCAGCGCUAUCACAAGCAAUAAUUCGACCCUGUUCUUCCCGCUUCGCAGCUUCCUUCCUCCAUCAAUAUCCUCCCAUUACCAAAACAUUCUCAACCUCCCUCUCGAGGAAAGAGCAGAAAGCCGCUCAACCUCAGACACCAGCUACCGACUCUAUAGAACUGGGAGCACCAGUAACGUAUAUAUCAGAAAGUCAUGAUCCAUGGUUCAACCUUUCCUAUGAAGACUGGCUCAUGAGGAAUACACCGCAUAACCAGCCUGUCUUGUUCCUAUAUCGUAAUUUCCCAUGUGUAGUGAUAGGACGCAAUCAAAACCCAUGGAAAGAAAGUACACCUCAUAAACUUCGAGAAGCUGGUAUACCGCUUGUAAGACGCAGAUCAGGUGGAGGGACUGUAUUUCAUGAUAUGGGAAAUACUAAUUUCUCUAUUAUUUUACCUCGAUUACUGUUCACCCGAUCACACGGUGCAGAACUAGUAUCUAGAGCUAUCAGCGAGCAGUUGGGGAUAAAGGAAUGUACGGUGAAUGAGAGGAAUGAUGUGAUUAUACGAGAUGGAGAGAAAGAAUACAAGAUGAGCUCAGCAUAUAAAAUAAUCCAACAUCGAGCAUAUCAUCACGGAACGAUGUUGAUUUCAUCAUCUUUGACUGAAUUGGGCAAAUCGUUGAAGUCGAAUUCUCCAAAUAUGCAAACCAAAUCUAUUCUCUCUCACCGAUCUCCGGUAACCACCCUAAAUCACUAUAACCCUUCGUCGACUGCAAUCCAUCAUGACGAUUUCGUACAUGCGGUCACAACUGAAUUCUCCAAAGUAUAUUCAGAUCCGACGCACAGUAAGAAGAUGGAGACCAACGAGGUGAAUCCCGAUUGGGUUAAAGAACCGAAAGUGUGGAAAGGCGUUGAAGAGCUGAAAUCUUGGGAAUGGCAAUAUGGUCAAACGCCUGAAUUUUCGAAUGAAUUAGAAGGUAAAUUGUCUUUUGGUGAUCUCUCAACAUCCCUUACUGCCCGUCACGCACUGAUAACAUCCAUAACAUUCCACCUCACUCCCUCAUUACAUGAAUCCACCGAAGAAACCUCUCAAAGACAGGCUUUUCUAGAUUCGCUGGCGCUAUCUCUUGUAGGACAUAGGUAUGAGUCGUUGGAUGGUGCUGAAGGUGCAUUGGGACAUGAAUGGGAGGAUGAGAGGUGGAGGGAGAUGGGUAAUGAGGUGAUUGGAUGGUUGAGAAGGGUCAUGUAA
Messenger RNA from Kwoniella botswanensis, 1230 nucleotides. RefSeq lists its product as uncharacterized. The coding region runs from base 1 to 1230 and encodes 409 amino acids. Gene Ontology annotation, cellular component: cytoplasm; mitochondrion. Gene Ontology annotation, molecular function: lipoyltransferase activity. Gene Ontology annotation, biological process: protein lipoylation. The record is from RefSeq and is a predicted model, not a curated record. Lineage: Eukaryota; Fungi; Basidiomycota; Tremellomycetes; Tremellales; Cryptococcaceae. The transcript has 8 exons.